CCUCAUUCAAAGCUGUGAAUUGUGUUGACCAAUCAAAUGGACUGUGAAGAGCGUGCAUAAAGGGUGAAUUGAGUGUUCGCAGUAGAACCUUGAAAGUGCGCCGAUCGAAGAUGUGGAAAAUUAUCAACCUUUUUGCACUGCUAUCGACGCUCUACCCGGGAACUUCAGCCGUAGGCUCCUACGUCGACAAUGCCAUCGAACAGCAGCACAAGGUUAUCAACGAGAUGAAUCAAAACUUUACCGAUCUGGAAAAAGCCAGCGAAAAACUAAUCAACCUGGGCACAUUCGUCGGAAGCCACAAAGUCCCUCCCAAAAUUGUCAAAAUUACCAAUACCAUAGCGGUGAAGGUUCCGGUGCCAUACCCGGUCAAAAUUCCACACCCCGUGCCAGUUCCGGUUCCGGUCAACAGGCCGGUGCCAUAUCCGGUUCCAAAGGUCAUCAAAAUCCCGGAUCCAACUCCAACACCCACGGCACCAAGCUAUGCAACCACACCGGAGUCACUACCAACGCCGGCAGCGUUAACAAGCAGAUCGCUGGAAUCAACCGGUGCAUCUCAUCUGCUUAUUGGGGAGCAAGAAACGGCACAUUCGACUAACAAUGAGCAGCUUCAAGAAUUUGUACAUUCCUAUCCGGUGCAUUCGGUGUACGAUGUAGGAGUAGACUACAAUCCGUACAUGGGAAAUAAGUUGACUUUCUCGAAGCAAACUGGUGCAGCCUCGGAAUCGCAACCAAUCAAGUACCAUGGGUCGGACUCGCAGCAGUUGCAUGAAUACAGAGAACCAAGGCAGAAAUAUUCGAACAACAAACAUAAUUAUGCCGGUUAUCGUUCUUCGGCUAAGCUGCAAGCAACUGCGAGGCCGACUCAUACAUAUACCGAGUACGCUUAUUCAACCGGUCAACCGGAAUCGGCUCCUUCCACUGGCCAAGGCUUCCAACCGGAGGUGAUUCCGAAUUCCUACAAGUCUCCCACUAAAUCAUCGUAUUUUUCGAAAGAAUACGAGAAAUAUCCCACUCCCAAAUUUCCAAGACCAACUAGCUCUUCGUUCCCCACUAGUCCAACUUUCAGUACCCAAGAUUCUUCGUACGCGAGAGAAGAGAAUCAUUUUGAUGGUAACAGCUUCAAGGAAUACCACCAUAAGCCUUCCUCGACGGGAACCUCCUUCCAUACAGUCAAAGAAUCUUACCCACGGUACGAACAACCAAAUUUGAAACAGUACCACUACCAGAAACCUACUGCUGAAAGCUACAUUAGACUCUCUGAAAACACAGGUCUUCAUCACAAAUCCCAAAAGUAUUUGGAACAUUAUCAAAAACCAACUGCCAUGAGCUACACCACUGCAUACCACGACACAGAGCACAAAGAAGCUGCAGAAUCCUCUGCUCACUACAAACAGUACGAACAACACGAUGAAUCUUAUCUGACAAAUGCCGAUACUUAUUCUGGACAUAAAAACCCUUCUGAACAAUACGAAACUCAUGAUCUCUACGCCAAGCCCAGUGCCUCUCCCGAGGCCUACUCUCAAUACGAGGCCAAAGAACCUCAAUAUACCCCUCAGGAGUACAAGCCAUACUACGCUAAGCCAACUCCCGUUUCUGAAGCCCUCUCUUAUUUGGAACAAAAAGAACCGUCUCAAAACUCCGAACACGUAGUUCACGUGAAGCCUCAAAGUUAUCAUUCAAAACUUUCCAAAGAGCACAAAGCUCGUUACCCUUCAAAAUCAAGCACCAUCCCUUACAACUUCCCUAGUGAUUCCCACCUGCAUCCAUCCUAUCACGAAUCGAAACACAAGCCCCACCAAUACUACUCCUCCAGCCCAGAACAACCCUCAAUUGACGAAGAUUCUCGUUCCGAACAAAAGUACUACCACUAUCGCAGCCCAAGUCCUUCCCCUUCAACCCAUAUAACCUCUUACGACCAUGCCUCGGCCAGCGGAACUGAGUACCAGUAUGCAUCACAACACCAUAAAGAAGGUUCCGAUAUGCUCGAGUCCUCCUCGAAAGAUCACCAGGCGUACGAGCGGGCAGUCGAGCAAGAUCACCAAGCGACACAUCCGAACGAGUACGCUGAAUAUAGCCACGAGCACAUGCACCAUCAUCAUCCUGCCACCGGGGACGGCGGAAGGGAUUAUUAA
This is a messenger RNA of Ochlerotatus camptorhynchus, 2132 nucleotides long. RefSeq lists its product as uncharacterized. The record is from RefSeq and is a predicted model, not a curated record. The coding region runs from base 111 to 2132 and encodes 673 amino acids. The transcript has 2 exons. Lineage: Eukaryota; Metazoa; Arthropoda; Insecta; Diptera; Culicidae.